Messenger RNA from Dreissena polymorpha, 4592 nucleotides. Its product is annotated as WASH complex subunit 5-like. The coding region runs from base 177 to 3680 and encodes 1167 amino acids. The record is from RefSeq and is a predicted model, not a curated record. NCBI's taxonomy places the organism in Eukaryota, Metazoa, Mollusca, Bivalvia, Myida, Dreissenidae. Gene Ontology annotation, biological process: endosome organization; actin filament polymerization; endosome fission. The transcript has 29 exons. Gene Ontology annotation, cellular component: endosome; WASH complex.
AAGGGAUGUAACUCUUAUGAUAAAAAUACCACUUCCGGGUGGGAGUAAACUCACUAAUACACACAUGACAUGUACAAUUUAACUACAAAAAGGAACACUAUUGUAUCGUUAUAAAAAGCAUGGGCUUUUGAAAUAACAUUUUGAGGCAGGACACCUAGCUCAACUUCACUACAAUUAUGGCUGACUUUUUGGCUGAAAACAAUCAAUGCGGACAGAAUGCCUUGCGGCUGGCUUCGAGAGGGAAUGCCAUAAUUGCGGAGCUGCUGCGUCUGUCAGACUUUGUACCGUCUGUGUUCCGCCUGGAUAAUCCCUUGGACUUGAGUAGAUACGGGGAACUCAUUUCAGACUUCAGCUAUUUUAAAAGCACUGAUCUAUUUGAGCACAAAAUAGAGUCUAAACCAGAGCUUCAGGACCUCGAUGAAGAGUUCAGAGAGAAUCACCUCCAGAUACUGACUCGCUUCUAUCAGGCCUUCUCCUGUGUCCACAAAUAUGUGACAGACCUAAACAGGUUCCUAGAAGACCUCAAUGAAGGUGUUUACAUUCAGCAAACUUUGGAAAGUGUUCUUCUGAACAACGAUGGAAAACAGCUCAUGUGUGAGAUGUUGUACCUGUACGGAGUCAUGCUGCUAAUCCUGGACAUGAAGAUAGACGGGACUGUCCGAGAGAGAAUGAUGGUCUCCUACUACAGAUACAGUGCUCAGAAGGCUUCAGCUGGAGACUCGAACAUAGAUGAUGUGUUGAAACUGCUGCGGAGUACGGGUUUCCAGAAUGCUGGGCCCCCAAAGAGACCCCUAAACUACCCAGAAUCCUUCUUUGCUCGGGUGUCCAUCGACCCCGAGUUUAUCAACAUGGUGAUAGGGCGACUGCGUUCAGACGAUAUCUACAAUCAGAUAUCAGCGUACCCCCUGCCUGAACAUCGGUCCACAGCUCUCGCCACACAGGCAAGCAUGCUCUACAUCCUGCUGUACUUUGAACCCGAGAUACUACACAACCAGCCUGCAAAAAUGCGGGAGAUUGUCGACAAACACUUUCCUGAUAAUUGGGUGGUCAGUGUGUACAUGGGGAUAACGGUCAACCUACUGGAUGCAUGGAGCCCAUACAAGGCCGCAGUGACUGCCCUUAACAACACCCUGGAUACCAGCAAUGUCCGGGAACUGUCGAUGAAGUACGCUACCAAGGUUACAAAGCUCCAGCCAGUCCUUGACAAGUACCUCAAGGAGGGUGUACUGGUCGAGGAAUUUAUACUGGACAGCAUCCCAAAACUGCUCAAUGUGAUGCGUGACUCCAACGUAAUCCUGCGCUGGCUCAUGCUGCACACCUGCGCACUCUCCCCCAGUGCGGAGACCAACAAGCGUUGCAAGCAGCUGCGAGACCAGGUGCUUACUGACAGCAAGUACAGUCCCCUGCACGUGUUUGAGCUACUGCUGAACACCGCGCAGUUUGAGUUCAAAUUAAAAGAGCUGUUCAAGCAGAUGUUGGCAGACAAGCAAAUGAAAUGGGAGGCGUACAAAAAGGAAGGUAGCGAGCGAAUACAGGAGCUGUCGGAUGUAUUCUCUGGAACAAAACCGUUAACGAGAGUCGAGAAAAAUGAAAAUCUGCAGGCCUGGUUUGCAGAGAUGGCUAAACAGAUCAACUCCCUGAACUAUGACGACUCUACGUCUGCUGGGCGUAAAAUAGUGCAGCUCAUACAGGCGCUAGAGGAGGUCCAAGAGUUCCACCAGCUGGAGAGCAACCUGCAGGUGCGUCAGUUCCUUGCAGACACCAGGAAGUACCUGCACCAGAUGAUCCGCACCAUUAACAUCAAGGAGGAAGUGCUAAUCGUCAUUGAGAUUGUGGCCGACCUAUCGUAUGCUUGGGAAAUCAUUGACAGCUAUACUGAGAACAUGCAGAAGGGCAUCAUGCGAGAGCCACAACUAGUCAUAAGGCUGAGAGCAACCUUCAUAAAAUUGUCCUCUGCUCUGGAGUUGCCAUGCCUACGUAUCACUCAGGCCCAGAGUGCAGACUUCAUGAGCGUCUCACAGUACUACUCAGGGGAGCUGGUGUCCUAUGUGAGGAAAGUGCUCCAGAUCAUUCCCCAGACCAUGUUCAGUCAGCUGGCCAAGAUCAUCACGCUGAUGACUGGACAGAUCAAGGAGGUGCCCACGAGGCUGGAGAAAGACAAGAUGAAAGAGUUUGCACAGCUAGACGAGAGAUACCAGGUGGCGAAACUCACUCAUUCCAUAUCUGUGUUCACUGAGGGAAUACUCAUGAUGAAAACCACUCUAGUGGGCAUUAUCAAGAUUGACCCAAAGCAGCUGUUGGAAGAUGGCAUACGCAAGGAGCUGGUACAGCAGGUGGCAAGAGCUCUGCACAACACUCUGCAAUUUAACCCAAAGGCAAAGACCAGUGAGCUUACUCCCAGGUUGGAGAGUCUUGGCGGACAGAUGGAGGGAUUCCGUCGAUCGUUUGAGUACAUACAGGACUAUGUGAACAUCUACGGGCUGAAGAUCUGGCAGGAGGAGGUGUCCCGUAUCAUCAACUACAAUGUGGAACAGGAAUGCAAUAGCUUCCUUAGGACAAAGGUCCAAGACUGGGAAAGUCUUUACCAGUCCAUAGCCAUCCCGAUUCCAAGGUUUCGUCCCGUCGAUGAAAGCGUGAACUUCAUUGGUCGAUUGGCAAGGGAGAUUAUUAGAAUCACCGAUCCAAGGUGUGCCUCUUAUAUCGACUCAAUGAAGGCGUGGUUUGAUAUAAAAACCAGACAAGAAAUAGUCAACAAGACUGUCUUCUCCAAAGUGCAACGUGCAGUAGGAACGUUUGGUCUGUCUGGCCUCGACCGUCUGUUGUGCUUCAUGGUCGUGAAGGAGCUGCAGACGUUCAGUCGGUCUGUAGAGAGGCAUGUGUUCCGUACCAAGGACAAAACGUGGCAAAACCUGUUCGAAGAGCUGGCGAAACUCCUCGCACCUGUUGAAGGCAUCAUACCUGCACCCCUGAAACUGUACAGUGUGUAUGUCACAAAGACAGCCAAACUCUGGCCGGGAUACUUUGAUACCAUGCUGAAGGUUGGCCAGAUGCAGUUGCUAAGGAAACAGAUUGCUCAUGAACUGAACACGUUGUGCAAGUUUGACUCCAACAAUCUGGCGUGUGCCUUACAGACCAUGAACACUGCCCUAUUGGCAGACAUUGAGGUCCACUACUCCGACCCUACGAAGCCCUACCCUAAGGAGGAAAACCCCCUAAUGUAUGAAAUUGCUGGGUACCUAGAGGCCUCGGGCUUCCAUGAUCCCCUAAUGAAGAUUUACAUUACAACUCCGCCGCUGCCAAACUUUCCACUCUUCAUUUUUCUGCUGGUAAUUUCACACAUCUCCAAGCUCACCUACAGCAAGCAGAUAAAUGGUCUGGUAUGCAAGAAACCUGCAGACCCCCUGGAUGCACCUCCCUUUGUGAUUGGCUGUAUCACACUACUCAAGCAGUUUCAUGUGGACAAUACAGAGAAGUUUCUUGCGUACAUGGGGCAGUACGUGAGGUCUUUUGUGGACGCCAUGCCAGGAACGAAGACUGUAGAUAUGCCCCAGGAGAUACUGAACCUGCUGGUCUACAUAGAAGAGUUCAUCUACUUCUCCGGUACAUCCAGAAAGAGAGUCGACGCUCACAUUCCUCCGUACAUCUUCGAACAGUUCCGUACUCAGUAUGCCUCGGGCUAAUGAAGUCAAUAAACAACUAGAUGAGGAGUCUAGGUCCACCAUGGGCCAUACAUGUCUAUUUUACCCUUUCCUGCUCAGAUACGCAUUUUGAUGUAGUUGAAGUCCCUUAGAAAAUCAAAUAAAAUAAGAUUGUGUCAUAGCUUACUAAAAUUCUGCUAUGGUUGUUGGUAAUAACACUUUUGAAAGUAGAUUAACGUUUUAAUAAAGACUUCAUUUUCAGCCCUUAAAUACUGAUGAGCAGCAAACCCCUUCAAACCAGAACAGAUUCCGAGUAACUGGCAUGCUGUUCUGGUUUUAUGCUGUUUGCAUAUAGACAUUGUCACUUUGCUUCUGAGUGGGAAAGGUAUAUAUAAACAGGAAAGCUGAAGACAUUUUGAACAAAGUGCUUAAUAAAUAUUGUCACUAAAAGUGUUCUGUGAUAUUUUCAUUUAUAAAUGUUAAGUAACCAUACUACAUUGUGCAAUUCUGUGGUAUCUUUAGACCUAUUAAUUAUAGUUGGAUAUUAAGAUGAGAGAGUGUUGAAAUGAUUUUAAAGUUAUAACUUACUUGUGUAUUAUUAUAUUCAAGUAUUUGCCAUAAUCUAAAUAUAACAGCCCGGAAGUACUUUGUAGUUAUGGGAGGGCAAUAUAGGAAUGACUUCAUCAUUCUGUCUGACCCAAAACUUCUUAUGAGUGUAAACAUUCAAUGAAAAAUUAACUUUAAACAUAGCAAAAUAUAUUUACAACGCUAAUGAAUUAUUGAACAUGAGAUAUAUUUAGUAAAUAUAUCAAAUAUAUUACUGACUAUGUAAUGUGUUUUUAACUUCUAUCAUUGCAAUCAUAUAUCUUUAAACUUUGAACCAUAAUAUUUUGUAGCAAAAAAGAAAUGUAUCUUGCAUAUAUGCUAAUAAAUGUUGUUGUUGUAUACAAAUGA